AUGCCUCGUGCAUCCUCUAGCUCUACCCCUACCCUUCGCAGAAAUCAGGCGUGUCGGACUUGCCGGAAGAAAAAGCUGAAAUGUGAUGCAGCACGCCCGCAUUGCGGCCAGUGUGUGAAGCACUGGAAAGGUAUCAUUUCUGUCCCAGCGCCCGAAGGAUAUGCUCAUCCUGAAGAGCCGCAGUGUUCGUACGACCCAAUAGAAGGUCUUACACUCGCCGACUCAGUAAAUCCAGGAGAGAAAAUCAGACAGUUGGAAGAGCAAAUCGCUGAGCUGAAGCGCAAACUUCAAGAUGCAGGCAUAGCAAGCUCUCCUUCACCUUCCGAGUUCUCUAAUGGAGUACACUCCUCUCCUGCCGAAAGACGGCUUUCAUCACUUGCGCCUCCGCAGUAUACUGUCACAGCCUCUCCGGAGAUGUCAUAUCGUCGACCAGACAUAUCUCUUCCGAGAGCUGGCUUAGAUGUUGCCAGAUCAAUUCGGGAAACCAGUCCCGCUUCCUUACCCCGCAGUUCGACCUCUUCUCCGGACAUGAACGGCCAGGGAGCGGAGUCUCUUCUGAGCUUGUUUGCUUUUGGUUGGAACCCCGAUUUACCUGAUCCAGCAGAGAUGCGGCGAUUAAUUGAGGUGUUCUUUGCGAAUGAUGCGUGCGGUUCACGGAUUCUACACAUGCCGACUUUCAUGAUGUCAAUGAAUUUAAGUCCAAAAGAUCCUCGUUUUCCACAUUCAGCAAUUCUUCAUGCUAUAUGUGCAUCCGCUUCACGAUGGACAUCGAACAAAUCUUACAUGACGCCCGAUGGAAUUCGUCGGGAUCCGUUUGCGGAUUAUCAUGCUGGAAAAACUAGGCAGUACAUUGACCGGACUAUGGCUAGUGGUGCGGACAUAUUUCACGUGCUGCAGGCUUGCAUAAUUCUGUCUUGGUACUUCUACGCUGAGGGCCGAUGGGUUGAAGUUUGGAUCUUCGCUGGUUUUCAGACUCGUGUCGCUGUUCCUUUGCGCCUCAAUCACAGGGGCACAUUUUCGACGCAUGGUGCUGGCUCUCCAGGUGCCUAUCUACCACCGCCAAAGGACCAGAUGGACUUGGAGAUGCGAAGGAGAACAUGGUGGAUGACCGUCGUGCUCGAUCGCGUAGUCUCUGUUGGUGGCUGGCUCCAUGGCGUUGAGUACAAGCACAUAGCAACGGAGCUUCCUCUUCGGCGUGUCGAUUUUGAGUCUGAUAUGCCGUUUGCAAGCAACCCGCAAAAUUUGCACACAGCAAACUUUUACAUCUCGCAUCCGCCAGACUAUACAGACUCCUUCCUGUUAUUCAUUAAAGCGGUCAUGCUUUUCGGUCUGGUCACGGAUUUGAACACUGAAUUUCAGUUGAAAGCUCAAGAUAGCAAGACUGACCCGUUCUCACAGCUGAGAGAUCCUGCCUUCCACAAUCUUGACAAACUUGUUGCCAUUGAUUUCCUCGAGAACCUGCCGCUCGAGUACAAGAACUACUUAAAUAACAUGUCAGGAUCCUGCAUUGAUACUGACUUAUUCAUGGUUCACUUGGUCCCGCAUGCCGCGACGAUUACAUUGCAUAAUCCAUACUUAGACUUUAACGAUCCUCUUUCUUUAUCGACCAGUCGUUGCAUAACAGCGGCUAAUGCAAUCCUGGAAGCUUAUUACGCUUUCAGCAAAGCUACUGCCUUUACUACACCUUUUUCUGUCUACCCUCCAAUAUUAAAGUUACACCCUUUCGUCACGAUCUGUUGGUACUUGGCCGCAGUUGUUAAAAUUCAAGUAUGCAAGCACAUGAUUGACAGUAAUCAGUCAACUGAAGAAAUUGGUGUCUGGGGCGAGAUAAACGCCAUGAGACAUGCAAUGCUGGACUUUGGAACAAUAUCACCCAUCGGAACACGUCAAGAGAGACUUCUUAGCACCCUGAUGUCCGAGAUUGUACGAUCUACGUCUCAAGAUAAACCUCUCGAGAUUGGUGGUUACGAGAUCAGUGGGACUGGGUCGCGAUUAUAUCCACAUUCUGCUAAGACUGCGUUUGCGCAUGUGAAUGAUGCUGGAGCACCGCUACCCACCUCACCACCGGUCGAGCAUUUCGGUUCGGUCGAGCCAUCUCCGCUCGGGAUGUCCGGUGUUCACGCACAGAUACAGACACAAGCCAAUCAUCAUGGCAUCCAACAACCAUGGCUUGGAAACCGUUCUGACAUGUCUCAAUCUCAAUCACCGCCCUCUCUUUCCUCAACAAGCCCUUUUAUGGCCUGA
Molecule: messenger RNA, 2244 nt
Organism: Fomitiporia mediterranea MF3/22
Lineage: Eukaryota; Fungi; Basidiomycota; Agaricomycetes; Hymenochaetales; Hymenochaetaceae
Exons: 14
Coding region: 1-2244 (747 amino acids)
Biological process (GO): regulation of DNA-templated transcription; DNA-templated transcription
Cellular component (GO): nucleus
Molecular function (GO): DNA-binding transcription factor activity, RNA polymerase II-specific; DNA binding; zinc ion binding
Source: RefSeq, a predicted model, not a curated record